Molecule: messenger RNA, 4231 nt
Organism: Leucoraja erinaceus (little skate)
Lineage: Eukaryota; Metazoa; Chordata; Chondrichthyes; Rajiformes; Rajidae
Gene: uvrag
Product: UV radiation resistance associated gene
Exons: 16
Coding region: 304-2313 (669 amino acids)
Biological process (GO): SNARE complex assembly
Cellular component (GO): endosome; lytic vacuole
Molecular function (GO): SNARE binding
Source: RefSeq, a predicted model, not a curated record
GAGGGGGGAGGCUCGAGCGCGCUGUUGUUGUUGGUGGUGGUGGUGGUGGUGUCGGCGCAUCAGGGCGGCCGGGCGAGGAGCAGCGAGACAGACAGACAGACAGACCCCAGUGUGUGUGUGUGGGAGAGUGAGAGCAGACGGCCCACCCUGUGCCCCAUGCCUGGCCGAGUCCGGGCUGAGCGGCUACGGCCAUGAACCCCAGGAAUGUCGGCUCAUCCCGGGCGAUGCACGUCGAGUUAACCUCGCAGCAGACUUCUGAAGUCCUUCAAUAAGCCAGGGUACAGACCAGAUUCUCUAACCUACAUGAUUGUGGUCAUUGGAUUCUGUCUUUGGAACCGUUGUGCGACAAUGCGGCGGCUUCGACAUCUACGAAGCAUUGCAGCGAGAAAUAUAGUUAACAAGAAUGGUUCCCAUCUUUUGGACACCUACUUUAGUCUACAUCUGUGCGACGAUAUAAAGAUCUUUAAAGCGUUUUACACCAGUGAAGUCAUAAAGGAUUCUUUGAAUCCAACGUGGAGAAGUCUUGACUUUGGCUUGAUGCCAGAUCGCCUUGACACCUCUGUUUCGUGUUUCCUGGUGAGGAUCUUGGGAGGAAAGAAAGGACAGUAUCAUCCAAUUAUCGAGUGGCGGGUGCACCUUGACGGACUCAAAUACUUGGGCCAGCAGAUUCGGGCACAUAAUCCAAACGAUGUUAUAUUUGGGUUGAAUGAUGGCUACUAUGGAACCCCCUUUGAUCAUAAGGAUCUUGCUGAGAAGAAGAGGACCAGCCUUCUGCAAGUGGACCAAAGUUGUGUGAGGAACUCCUACAGUGUCUUCUCUCUGCUCAGGCUUCACACUGCCCAGCGUGCAAUAAAACAGACUCAGGUAACCGUUCAGAAAGUAGGCAAGGAAAUUGAGGAGAAGUUACGAUUAACAGCAUCAACAACAAAAUUGAAAAAGGAACGGGAGCGUUUGCAGUUGAAGAUCUUGGUGCUUCGGAAUGAACUAGAGAGACAGGAGAAGGCACUGGGACGGGAGUUGGAAGUGUUACAGAAGGAGUUGCUUGCAUUCCAGGACAAAGAAAAAGUUUUCGCAAGUAAAAGACAUUGCUUACAAGUGGAGGACACGUGUAUGAAUGAAGAAAGGAAAGGGUGUAUAGCAAAAAGAGAGCUCUUUCUGAAAACCAACGCUCAGCUGAACAUCCGGUGUCGGCAGCUCCUGUCAGAACUAUCUUACAUUUACCCUGUUGAAGUGAAUGAUCAGAAGGAUUAUUUCAUGUGCGGAGUAAAGCUACCAAAUUCAGAAGACUUCCAAGCCAAGGAUGAAGGGAGCAUCGCUGUCGCCCUGGGCUACACGGCACAUCUGGUGCUCAUGGUUUCCUAUUUCCUGCAAGUGCCACUCAGGUAUCCCAUCAUCCAGAAGGGUUCCAGGUCCACCAUCAAGGACAACAUCACGGACAAGCUUUCUGAAAAGGAGAGAGAGUUCCCCCUGUAUCCAAGAGGUGGUGAGAAGUUUCAGUUUGAAUAUGGAGUUUAUCUACUAAACAAAAAUAUCGCACAGCUGAGAUACCAGCAUGGCAUGUCCACGCCAGAUCUCCGACAGACACUACCUAACCUGAAAAGCUUCAUGGAGCAAGGGCUAAUGGUGAGAUGUGACCGGCCUCUAUCCAGUGCCAUUCCUGUACCGCGGAGACAAACCACCGCUACGACUGCUGGUUCAGAGACGCAAGCCCAGUGCGGUGGCAUCCCUUCUCCGGAGAGAGGGUGGAGGCAGUCUCGUUGGAGCUCGGAGGAAGACCUGCCGCCAAGCUACAAUGUCGCGGUGAACCUGGAGGAGCCCCCCAAGGGCAGCCGCAAAGCGCGCACCACCCUGACGCUAGAAGUGCCCGAUGAAGCCUUCAAAGAGGACCUGGCGGAGUGCAACAGCCUCGGCAACGGAGCGCACAGCGGUGAGAACGGGGUGGUGUGCGGCGCGGCCCAGCCGCCAGCAGUCGGGGCUGAGCCCUCCUCUGAGGUAAACGGGGUGACUUUGCCCGCGGGCAGCUCCAGCAGCCCGCAUUUGUGCGACUACGCGCCGCCCGCGGGGGGCGGGGGCGUCUUCUGCUCUGUGGAGCGGGCCGAGGAGAUCAUGGGUCUGGAAGCCACCGGCUUCAGUUCGGACGAGCAGCUGGAAGGAUUCUGCAUUCCCAUCGAGCACGCCGUGGCGGUGGAAAGCGAUGACCAGGUUCUGGGGGAGCUGGACGCCGAGGGCUUCGAGGAAUUCUCCCGCCGGAUCUGCGCACUGAACGAGAACGUCUCGAGUUUCCGGAGGCAUCGCAAAAGCUCUGAAAAAUGAAGCUCUCCGGCCAAGAGCCGUGAACCAAAAACAGGAGACCAAGUUGCACUUCUCUUUUGUGGCGAUUUGAUGGCGGAUGUGAGAUUCUGGGUGUUGCGUUUCUAACAGAGAGACAGAGAGCAAACAAAGAAUCAGUACCUGGAAGACCAAGAGGCGGGGGGGCAGAGCAAAUUCAUCCAGACCCAUGGCUUUUGCGGAGUGACUUCAUGCUACCCAUGGCUGCAUGUUUGAUUCUACCAGCCUUUGUGUGCCAGUAAUCUUGUAAAGCUGCCUAACCUUUUCAAUCAAGCCGGAUCCAGUCAGUAGGUCACCCCUUUCCCAGUGAAGUCAGGGAACGAGAGGGGCAGAAUCGCUGAAGGGAAUGAGAUCUGCCCAACUUUGCCCAACUUGCUCAUCGCCCUGCUCCUCAAUGCUAAAUACAUCAAGAAGCUGUCAAGAAAUGACCACCAGCUGCGUUUGCCAAGCAGAUUAUGUGCAAUGGUACCGAGCAGAAUUGCUUUGAAACUUCUGAGCUCCUUAAACCUUCUCGGGCGGAAACUUUCUACGGCCUUCCGAUGGGGUUCUGCAGAAUAAUAUAUGCUUCUGGUUUUUCUUUUGUCCUUUGCAAAAUGAACUGAGGAAAGGUGAUUGGAAAAUAUCAUUUUUUUUUUUUUUUAAAGCAGCCAUUUGACCGUUUGGUCAAAACCACUUUGAGAACCAUUACUCUGACCAUCAAGGAAAUAUAGUUUCAACUCGCCAAAUAUUGCUUGCCUCCAAUUGCCUAUCUUUUGGCUACACGUCGUGCAGUCUCAGGUAUUGUUGCGCCAUUUUGAUAGUUGUCUGAACCGCUGCCCUUCAAGGGAUGCUUAGAAACUGAAUACAGGGAAAGUCCAUGAAAUGCUCUUCACAGCCCAGAACAUGAAGGCUAUGGACUUGUGCGUGCGUGUGUGUGUGUGUGUGCGUGCGUGUGUGUGUGAUAUUCACUCGUUUGCUGGUUUAAUUACUGUGAGCUUUUUUUUUUCCCCCCAUCUCUGUCGUUUCUGCCCUGCUAAAAGUUGAUGUAAACCUCUUGAGAUAUUUUGUUUAAAGGAGUUUUUUUUUGUUUUGUUUUUUGUUUGUAGGUCGGCAUUUUUUCUCCCAAUACAGUGGGUACUCCCACCCGGUAGAUGGACACAAGACGCUGGGGUAACUCAGCGCGGCAGGCAGCAUAGAAGGAACGGGAGACUCGUCUUGACCCGAAACAUCACCCAUUCCUCCUGUAUAGAGAUGCCACAUGUCCCGCUGAGUUCCCCAGCAUUUUGUGUUGAUCUUCCCACCUGGCCUUGGGUCCAAUACUGCCUCUUUGCUUUCCUCUGCACUCAGGUGAUACCAAGUUCAAUACUGAGUGGGUUUUUUUGCAGAUAGAAGCCAUUUAUUUCUGUAAGUCUCCCUCACAAUUGUUUUCUCAAAAAAAUUGUGAUUAAAAUAUAAUUGACAUUGCCCAGUGAGAUUUGACCUGCAGAAUAUGUCGUACCAGCUGAACUUGAGAUGCACUGGAGUAAAUUUGCUAAUAUAACAAGGACAUUCUUUCCUCAAGAUUAAUGGCUCCUGUUACUUCAAGCAAUAACUUUAAUCAAUCUUUAUUUCCCCUCUCCCUCCCCUCCCCCCCCCCCCCUCCCUAACCUUACUUUAAAACAUAACGAGAACUUAGUUCCCGAGGAUGAAAUUGGCAAAAAAAUGAGUAGAGUAUUUUGUUACUCAUAUGUUUGACUCAGCUUGGAAAUUGAAUUUAAAGUAUUAACUAACUGUGCAAUCUAUGAACUUUCAUCUCGUCCUCAUUUAGGGGGGAGUCUGCCAAUAUUUUUUUCUGCCUGCACUGCCUUCAUCCCAUGUUUUCUGUUCAGCAAAGUACAGUCAAAGUCCUUUGUCCUUUGUUUUAAAAAAAAAAAAAAAAUGAAAA